This is a messenger RNA of Malania oleifera, 525 nucleotides long. RefSeq lists its product as uncharacterized. The record is from RefSeq and is a predicted model, not a curated record. NCBI's taxonomy places the organism in Eukaryota, Viridiplantae, Streptophyta, Magnoliopsida, Santalales, Ximeniaceae. Bases 1 to 525 code for a protein of 174 amino acids. The transcript has a single exon.
AUGCCGCUCAUUGUCGCUUUCACCACUGCUCAUGAUGCUUGGUCCAAGUUGCAACAAUUGUACGCCAAUCGUUUAUGCACUCGUGUUGUGCAACUUAAGGAGGAGUUGACUCUCAUUCACCGAGAGUCCCGCUUGGUCUCGGAGUAUCUCCACGCCAUCAAGGUAUUAGUUGAUGAACUUGUUGUGAUUGAAUCUCCUAUCUCAGUGGAUGACAUUACUUUGUAUGUCCUUAACGGUUUUGGCCCUGAGUACCGUGAGAUUGCAGCGCCUAUUUGGGCACAUAAGACUUCUCUUACGUUUGAGAAGCUUCAUGAUAUGCUGGUUGGGUAUGAAAGUUACUUACAAUGUGUUGACGUGUCCAAUGUCGUUCUGGUUGCCACUGCGAACUCCACUCAGCACCGCACUUCCGCUUCCACUUUCAACAGUAACCAAUGUUCCAGCCCUGGUUCCACUGGUCAGCGUCGCUCCAAGUCUGGUUGCAAUAAUCACAAGAAGCAGUCUGGUAAGCCCCAAAUUGUUUGUUAG